Sitodiplosis mosellana (orange wheat blossom midge) is the source of this 2122-nucleotide messenger RNA. RefSeq names its product exonuclease 3'-5' domain-containing protein 2 (gene Exd2). Gene Ontology annotation, molecular function: 3'-5' exonuclease activity; nucleic acid binding. Gene Ontology annotation, cellular component: nucleus; cytoplasm. The record is from RefSeq and is a predicted model, not a curated record. The transcript has 9 exons. The coding region runs from base 134 to 1903 and encodes 589 amino acids. NCBI's taxonomy places the organism in Eukaryota, Metazoa, Arthropoda, Insecta, Diptera, Cecidomyiidae. Gene Ontology annotation, biological process: nucleobase-containing compound metabolic process.
GCCGAACUGUCAAAACUGAGCGUAAGUGUCGACAUGUGUUUUAAUUGACUGGCCGAGGUCAGGUUCGGUGUUUGCUAACAAAACGAAACAGUUUUUUUUUUUAUUUAUUUUGCCGGAUGAAUAUUUCAAAAUUAUGAGCGAACAAAAUCGACCUGGUUUCACAACGACAACAAUUGCAGCUGCUGCCGCGGGAAUUGGCCUCUGUUUUGUUGUCACCAAGUAUCGAACGCAAAUUUUAAAGAAAUUGAAAAUAAUUCUAAACAGCAGCGAUCCUCUUCGGAACCAACAAAUUCAAGUGAUCAACAAUGUGGAGGAGUGCCGAGCGCUUAUGCGAAACCUCAAAACGCACUGUGAUGAGUUCAGCGUGUUGGGCUUCGAUUGUGAAUGGGUAACGGUUGGUGGCGUUCGUCGACCGGUUGCUCUAUUGCAAUUAACUUCACACCGUGGUCUUUGCGCUCUGGUUAGAUUGUCUCACUUACAAAUGAUUCCCUCAGAGCUAAAGGAAGUUUUGGAAGAUGAUAACAUAUUAAAAGUUGGUGUGGCUCCACAAGGUGAUGCCAGUUAUUUGGCUCGAGAUUACGGUGUUUGUGUUGCAAGCACAUUUGAUCUUCGUUAUUUGGCUGCGAUGACUGGUUGCAAGACUGGCGGAUUGGCUAAAAUGUCUGAAGACCACUUGAAAGUUACGCUUGAUAAAAACUGGCGCAUUCGAUGCUCCGAUUGGGAAGCACCUACUUUGAACGAAAAACAAAUUAAUUACGCGGCUACUGAUGCACACGUUGGCAUUGAACUGUUCAAAUUUUUUGCCGAAAAGCUGGAACCAAAGGGAUUCGUUAAAAAACAAUCGGCUUAUGUGCAACGCAUCAUCGACGAGUACUGUUUUAGUUUCAUUGACCUAACCUAUAGCGGCUCACAAAUAUUAUCAAAAGAUAGUCAGAGCCAAAAGACUAAGAAAAAUCAGAACGGGUCAAGUAGUGUAUCUCUUGACAAAUUCAAGGAGAGGAAAAUUGCAACGAGACAAAAACCAUUAUACACAAAUGCCUUCUUACAAGCAAAUGAUGGCGAAUUGCUUUGCACUAUUGACCAAAAGAAAGCCAUGUGGUAUGUUAACAAGAAUAUUGGUGAAAUUGUGGCUGAAGAUCCACUUACAGUUCGAUUGAAGUUCGAACCGUCGGGAAGAGCUGUUGGGCAAACCGGCAAAUAUUAUCAGACUCCCAAAGACAACAAAUGCGUUGUUUGCGGUGAAACUGAAAAAUACACCCGAAAAAAUGUCGUACCAAGAGAAUAUCGCAAGAAUUUUCCAUUGACUAACCCAGAACAAUUUACAGUCGUAAUGAAAGAUCACACUUCACAUGAUGUCCUAUUGCUGUGCCCACGUUGUCAUCAAAUCAGUAAUAUGCAUGACUUGAAUCUUCGUGAGAAAUUGGCCAUCGAAUGUAAGGCACCAUUUCCUACGAAAAACACAAAUACAAAAACCGUUGAAGUGCCGCGUUUGAAAGAGCUGAAAUCCAUUUGCCGAGCCUUGUAUUUCCAACGCGAUAAAAUACCGGAAGAACGUCAAUGCCAGUUACGAGCAAAGUUGAACGAACUCUGCCCUGAACAAGAACACUUUUCGGAUGAAUUUUUAAAAUCGUACAUUGAUAUUGAAACGACCGAAAUGAAUGAAAAUUAUUAUGCUCAUGGUGAAAAAGUGGUCGAAUUCUAUCAGAAAAGCAAAGAGGGAUUGGUCAGUUUGGAGCGUAAAUGGAGAGAGCAUUUUCUGCACACAAUGAAACCAAAGUUCAUGCCUGAACUCUGGUCUGUGGAACAUAAUGUUGAGAGAUUGCAAAUCCGUGCCAAUGAGGGUCGAAUUGAUGAGGGUGAUUUGGUUUUGGCCGGGCUGUCUCUGCAAACUGCAACUGAUUGAUAUCAACGAUACAUCACAUUACAAUUUACAUACAACACAUGUAUAUUUCGGAACAAUCAUGAUCGUUAUACUUUUGAUGAGUCGAAAUCAAAAGUAGCUGCUCAACUGGAUAUCUAUUUUUACCUUUUUUUUUCUUCAUUUUUUUUGAAGUACUUUACAAGUUUUUUUAUACUAUAAUUUAUAAAUUCAAUGAAUAAACAGCAAUUUAGCCAAAUCAAA